UCCUAGCAGGAACCCAUGAGUAAGCUGUGGCGGCGCGGGAGCACCUCCGGGGCUAUGGAGGCCCCUGAGCCAGGUAAGCGCGGGUCCAUAAAGCCACUUAGGCCUUUGCAGGAAAGGAGUUCCUUUCUCGCUUCUCGGGGCCUUCAAGGGGAAGCGCUGGAGUUGAGCCUGGCGGGUGCCCACGGCCACGGAGUGCACAAGAAGAAGCACAAGAAGCACAAAAAGAAACACAAGAAGAAACACCAUCAGGAAGAGGAAGCUGGGCCCACGCAGCCGUCUCCUGCAAAGCCCCAGCUCAAACUCAAGAUCAAGCUGGGUGGGCAGGUCCUGGGCACCAAGAGUGUUCCUACCUUCACUGUGAUCCCCGAGGGCCCUCGGUCCCCCUCUCCCCUUAUGGUCGUGGACAAUGAAGAGGAACCAAUGGAAGGCGUCCCCCUUGAGCAGUACCGUGCCUGGCUGGAUGAAGAUAGUAAUUUGUCCCCCUCCCCACUUCGAGAUCUGUCGGGGGACUUAGGGGGUCAGGAGGAAGAGGAGGAACAGAGGUGGCUGGAUGCCCUGGAGAAGGGGGAGCUAGAUGACAAUGGAGAUCUCAAGAAGGAGAUCAACGAACGGCUGCUCACUGCUCGACAGCGAGCUCUGCUCCAGAAGGCGCAGAGCCAGCCUUCCCCGCUGCUGCCGCUGCCUGUGGCUGCGGGCUGCCCGGCCCCCGCCCUCACCGAGGAGAUGCUGCUGAAGCGCGAGGAGCGGGCUCGUAAGAGGCGGCUGCAGGCGGCGCGGCGGGCGGAGGAGCACAAGAACCAGACCAUCGAGCGCCUCACGAAGACGGCAGCGCCCAGCGGGCGCGGGGGCCGCGGGGCCGCGAGGGGGGAGCGGCGGGGAGGGCGGGCCGCGGCCCCGGCCCCCAUGGUGCGCUACAGCAGCGGGGCCCAGGGUUCCACCCUUUCCUUCCCGCCCGGCGUCCCCACACCCGCACCGGUGUCUCAGCGGCCGCCUCCGCCCGGCCCUCCUCCGCGGUGCUCGGUCCCUGGCUGUCCGCACCCGCGCCGCUACGCCUGCUCCCGCACAGGCCAGGCCCUCUGCAGCCUCCAGUGCUACCGCAUCAACUUGCAGCUGCGGCUGGGGAGACCCGAAGGGCCCGGGUCCCCCCUUCUGGCUACGUAAGGCCCUUUCCCAGGACUCUGAACCCUCUCCCCUGCCCGGAUCCAGUGUCUUCCUUAUUAAAUUGUAUCCCGUGCCUCGA
Molecule: messenger RNA, 1240 nt
Organism: Pipistrellus kuhlii (Kuhl's pipistrelle)
Lineage: Eukaryota; Metazoa; Chordata; Mammalia; Chiroptera; Vespertilionidae
Gene: INO80B
Product: INO80 complex subunit B
Exons: 5
Coding region: 16-1161 (381 amino acids)
Biological process (GO): chromatin remodeling
Cellular component (GO): Ino80 complex
Source: RefSeq, a predicted model, not a curated record